This is a messenger RNA of Aspergillus calidoustus, 1248 nucleotides long. Lineage: Eukaryota; Fungi; Ascomycota; Eurotiomycetes; Eurotiales; Aspergillaceae. The record is from the annotation of a GenBank genome assembly.
AUGAGUCUCCUGGAGGCCAUCCCAGGGCCCCAGCAAAUCCUGAAAACCAUAACAGGCUCGUUGAGCCUUUCAAGUCUCUCAAAUACCGAUGCUACUACUUUAGGCAGUACUUUUGACCAAUGUGGAAAGUUUGAGGUGAGCUGUCGGACCAGCUACCGUGGCCAGGAUAGAUGCUGUUUCAAUUACCCUGGAGGGCAGAUGCUCCAGACACAAUUCUGGGAUGCUGAUCCAGCUAUUGGUCCCGAGAGCUCCUGGACUAUUCAUGGGCUUUGGCCGGAUCACUGUAACGGUGGCUUCGAUCAGUUUUGCGACUCGCGCAGACGGUACAGCAAUAUCUCUCUGAUUCUUGUUGAUGCGGGUCGAAGAGACCUUCUCGACCAAAUGAGUACCUAUUGGAAAGACUACAAAGGCGACGACCCCAACCUCUGGGAACAUGAAUGGAAUAAACACGGCACUUGCGUUAGCACACUAGAAACACACUGCUACUCCGACUACUACCCUCAACAAGAAGUUGUUGACUACUUUGACAAGACAGUUGAGCUGUUUCAUGACCUUCCCACCUUCGAGACACUCUCGAACGCCGGCAUAGUUCCUUCAUACGACCAGACAUACACCCGCAGCGAGAUAGAGGAUGCAUUAUCCAAAGCUCACGGCGCAACUGUUACAGUCCGAUGCCGCUCCCACCGGCUCCAGGAAGUCUGGUACUUUUUCAAUGUCGAGGGGCCCCUGCAGACGGGAAGAUUCGUCCCUUCAGAGCCAGACGGCCAAACAUCCAACUGCCCGAGCACCGGCAUUUUCUACCAGCCGAAAACGCCCAACAAGAAUCCCGACCACAAGCCCACUGCAACCCGACAUCCCCAUGAGCCAACAGGAACAGUCACGCCUUUCAUCGGCAGAGGAAACCUAGUCGUCUCCUCCAUGGGCCAUCAGCGCGGUUGCAUAAUCGGGCGCGGUACCUGGUAUUCUUCGGGCACAUGCGCCACAUUCAAGGGCAAGAAGAUCUCAGAUGACACAUUCACAUUGGAAACCCGCAGAGGCGGUUGCGCCUUCCAAGAUGACGUCUUCACUUGCGGUUCCCAUGUUUCAACUCCAGUAGAAUUCAGCAUUGAAGACGGAAAACUCUCUUUCCAAGGGAACACGACUUUUUACGCCGACAAGGCACCCAAGGGCAAUGUUCAGAGUGAUAUUUUUGCUUCUGAGGAAGACCACCCGAUUGAACUGUCGAUAGGGUGGAGAAGUGCCCAUUAG